This is a messenger RNA of Cordyceps militaris CM01, 1410 nucleotides long. Its product is annotated as vitamin H transporter, putative. NCBI's taxonomy places the organism in Eukaryota, Fungi, Ascomycota, Sordariomycetes, Hypocreales, Cordycipitaceae. Gene Ontology annotation, molecular function: transmembrane transporter activity. The record is from RefSeq and is a predicted model, not a curated record. The coding region runs from base 1 to 1410 and encodes 469 amino acids. Gene Ontology annotation, biological process: transmembrane transport. The transcript is spliced from 3 exons. Gene Ontology annotation, cellular component: membrane.
AUGGAGAAACAUGAGAGCGAGCAUCAUGAUGUCUUGGAGACCUCCGAGCACUCGUCUGUCAUGGAUACUGCGCUGACCCCAGAAGAAUUGGAGCAGGAGAAGAAGCUCGUCCGGAAGAUUGAUUUGUACAUUCUGCCAUGCAUGUGGUUCAUGUACUUGUUGUCCUACAUGGACCGAACUAAUAUUGGAAAUGCCAAGAUCGCCGGAAUGGACAAAGACCUUAAUCUGGAUUCCAACAAAUACUCCAUCGCCUUGACCGCCUUCUUCGUUAGUUAUGUCGUUUUUGAAGUUCCUUCAAACAUGAUUCUCACCCGAACUCGGCCGAGUCGCUACCUUGCCACCAUUAUGUUCCUCUGGGGUGCCGUCACUAUUGGCAUGGCCUUUACUCCCAGCUACGGCGCUCUUGUCGCCUUUCGGUUCGUCAUGGGCCUCCUGGAGUCCGGGUUUGCCCCCGGCAUGCUCAUGAUUCUCUCGUCGUGGUACCGUAAAGAGGAGCAGAGCAGACGCUUUGCCGUGUUCAUCUCUGCCGCCAUCUUAUCCGGUUGCUUUGGUGGUCUCCUUGCCGGUGCCAUCACUACCGGCUUGCACAAUGUGCAUGGUAUUCAUGGCUGGCGCUGGCUCUUUAUCGUCGAGGGUGCGGGCACCUUGGGCGUUGCCAUGCUGGCAGUCUUUAUUCUGCCAGACUUCCCGAGCAACACGUCGGACCGCAAGCUCAGCGCAGCGGAGAGAAGCCUGGCGAUUCGGAGAUUGCAAGUCGAUGCGCGAAGCAACCGCACAGAAGAACAGCCGCACUUGACUCACUUGCAGGCCCUGAAGCUGAGCGUGACAAACUGGCGAACGUGGCUGCUAGUGGUUGGCUAUAUGGCUAUCGUUGGAUCAUCCACUCUAUCUUACUUCUACCCGACCUUGGUCAAAGGCCUUGGCUACGAAUCGAGGGAUGCGCAGUACAUGACGGUUCCUAUAUUUGGUGUAGCAUUUGUGACAACAGCCAUCAUAGGCUAUGUUGCCGACAAGCAUUCCAAGUGGCGAGGCGUGAUGCUCGGUGCUAUGAUGACAAUCGCGAUGCUCUGUUCCGUCAUCAUCUGCGCCGUGUACAACUUCAAGGCAAGAUACGCCCUUCUCGUCAUUAUGGCAUCGGGACUCUGGGCUUCCAAUGGUCUCGCGUUGUCGUACGCGUCUGUGACGUUCUCUUCGAUGCCCAACGAGACGAAAGCUGUGUCUCUGGCACUUGUCAACGCCUUGGGAAACCUGGCUCAGAUUUAUGGAGCAUACCUUUUCCCGGCUGCAGACGCCCCAAAGUACCUCACUGGCUUUGGUGUCAUCAGUGCAAUGUGCUUGACUGGAGUGGUAGCCUACCUGUCGUUGCAUGUAUUGCUCGGGCGCGCUGCAAAGCAUAGCGCAAUCAAUUAA